This is a messenger RNA of Indicator indicator, 1205 nucleotides long. RefSeq names its product proteasome 26S subunit, non-ATPase 6 (gene PSMD6). Gene Ontology annotation, biological process: proteasome-mediated ubiquitin-dependent protein catabolic process. NCBI's taxonomy places the organism in Eukaryota, Metazoa, Chordata, Aves, Piciformes, Indicatoridae. Gene Ontology annotation, cellular component: proteasome regulatory particle. Gene Ontology annotation, molecular function: protein binding. Bases 1 to 1170 code for a protein of 389 amino acids. The transcript has 8 exons. The record is from RefSeq and is a predicted model, not a curated record.
AUGCCGCUGGAGAACCUGGAGGAGGAGGGGCUGCCCAAGAACCCCGACCUCCGCAUCGCCCAGCUCCGCUUCCUCCUCAGCCUCCGGCCCCGCGCACCCGACCCCGCCGCGCGCGACGAGCUGAUGGCGGCCGUGCGGCUCCACAAUAUGGCUCCAUAUUAUGAAGCACUCUGCAAGUCUCUGGAGUGGCAGAUAGACACAGAUCUGCUGAACAAAAUGAAGAAAGCUAAUGAGGAGGAAUUGAAACGACUUGACAACGAGUUAGAGGAUGCAGAAAAGAUCUUGGGGGAGAGUGAAAUCCGAGAUGCAAUGAUGGCCAAAGCUGAGUACCUAUGCAGGAUUGGGGACAAGGAGGGAGCUUUGACUGCCUUCCGCAAGACUUACGACAAAACUGUGGCGCUGGGACAUCGUCUGGAUAUUGUCUUCUAUCUUCUGAGGAUUGGCUUGUUUUAUAUGGAUAAUGACCUCAUCACACGGAACAUUGAGAAGGCAAAAAGUCUAAUAGAAGAAGGAGGAGACUGGGACAGGAGAAAUCGUCUCAAAGUGUACCAAGGCCUUUACUGUGUAGCAAUUCGAGAUUUCAAGCAAGCAGCAGAGCUCUUCCUUGAUACAGUUUCAACGUUUACAUCCUAUGAACUCAUGGAUUACAAAACAUUUGUAACAUACACUGUCUAUGUCAGCAUGAUUGCACUGGACAGGCCUGACCUUCGGGAAAAGGUUAUUAAGGGAGCAGAGAUUCUGGAAGUGUUGCACAGUUUGCCAGCUGUAAGGCAGUAUCUCUUCUCUCUUUACGAGUGCCGUUACGCAGCCUUUUUCCAGUCAUUAGCUAUUGUAGAGCAAGAGAUGAAGAAAGAUUGGCUGUUUGCACCUCACUAUCGAUACUACGUACGGGAAAUGAGAAUUCAUGCAUACAGCCAGCUCCUAGAGUCCUACCGGUCACUGACAUUAGGUUACAUGGCAGAGGCAUUUGGAGUCAGUGUAGAAUUCAUAGAUCAGGAGCUCUCAAGAUUUAUUGCAGCUGGGCGGUUGCACUGCAAAAUAGACAAAGUCAACGAGAUUGUAGAAACAAACAGGCCUGAUAGCAAGAAUUGGCAGUACCAAGAAACCAUCAAGAAAGGAGAUUUGCUGCUAAACAGAGUUCAGAAACUUUCCAGAGUAAUUAAUAUGUAACUUUUUUUUUUUUUUUUAAUGCAAGGGAAUGCAAA